Messenger RNA from [Candida] anglica, 501 nucleotides. Lineage: Eukaryota; Fungi; Ascomycota; Pichiomycetes; Serinales; Debaryomycetaceae. The record is from the annotation of a GenBank genome assembly.
AGAAAAGCAAAACUGUUAAGUUGACCUUCUUUAUAAAGCAUCUAGUAUGAAGAUAAUAUCCUGCUUCUUUAGUGUCUUCACAUUCUUGAGCUGUGUUGCAGCCCUCGCCAUGCAACAGGACGAAGGUGACACCACCACUAACACAUCUUUGGAACCCACCACUGUUUGGGUUACAAUCACAACUGAUGGUAAACUUGCCACUGUUAAGACACUUUACAAACAGUCCUUUGGUCCUUCUUACUCCGAUCCUAUCACCACUGACUUAAAGUCCGGAAACAUCGGUUUGGGAGCUAUUUCCGGGACCGUGGGCGAUUUCAAAACUUACCAACAAACCACCGUCAAAAACGGUCAAAACUCACUUACUAUGACCAAUAUCUAUGCUGGAUUAGCUGGGAUCUCAUUUUUGGUUAUAGGAGCACUCGUUUAAACGAGCAAAAAGAAUGGUGAUAUACUUGUAGAGCAUGUAUAGGAAUACAAUAAACAACGAAUAGAAGGAAAAAA